AUGGAUGGAGUCGACAUGCGACCUGUAAAGGCCUCGACGAAGGCAGCAGCAGCAGCCUUCUGCUUCAAUGCACUGCUGACGACCGAGGAUGAUGGUGUUUGUCUUACUUAUCCGGCCGUGCUGGCGUCGUUCCCGGUGGUGACGUGCCCCGAAGCGAGGGGCGCCGGGGAGGGGAUGGUGGGGCGGGAAUGCGCCGUGUGCCUGACCGAGUUCGGCGUCGGCGACGCUCUCCGGGUGCUGCCGCCGUGCCGCCACGGGUUCCACCCGGUUUGCAUCGACCCCUGGCUCGCCGGCCACGCCACCUGCCCGCUGUGCCGGUCCGACUUGGCGGCCGGCCACGUCAUUGUCAACGGAGUAGAGGCGUAA
Molecule: messenger RNA, 366 nt
Organism: Musa acuminata AAA Group (dessert banana)
Lineage: Eukaryota; Viridiplantae; Streptophyta; Magnoliopsida; Zingiberales; Musaceae
Product: RING-H2 finger protein ATL8-like
Exons: 2
Coding region: 1-366 (121 amino acids)
Source: RefSeq, a predicted model, not a curated record